UCUUCAUCUCUCACCUUACUCGACCUUGAGGCUUCAAACCUCAUGGGAUCCAUACCAGAUAUAUUUGAUUCCUUCCCCAGGUUGGUUGAUGUUUAUCUCUCAAACAACAACCUUACUGGCAUCUUGCCCAAGUCGUUUGCACGAUCCAAGGUUCAAAACCUAUGGCUCAAUGACCAAACUAGUAAGUUGUCCGGUACCAUUGAGAUUCUUUCAUCCAUGACCAACCUAAUCAAGGUGAGCCUUGCGGGAAAUUUAUUCAAUGGUCCCAUUCCUAACAUGUCCAAUUGCAUCAACUUGGAGAAUCUAUUUCUUCAGGGCAAUCAGUUAACAGGUGUAGUUCCAACCUCAUUGUCGAAUCUCCCAAACUUGAGUGUCGUUUCUUUGCAGGACAACUUUUUACAGGGUCCUCUGCCAUUGUUUAGAUUCGAGGUGGAUGUGGAUCUUGGUGUCAACACCACUAACAACUUCUGUUUAGACUAUGUUGGACCUUGUGAUCAGAAGGUUACUACUUUGCUUGAAAUUGCUGAGGCUUUUGGGUAUCCCAUUCCGUUGGCGCGUUCAUGGCAAGGGAACGAUCCAUGUAAAGGUUGGAAUUUCAUUACAUGUGAUGAUGGAAGUAAGAUCAGAACCGUGAACUUCACUAAGCAGAAUUUCAGGGGAACUAUCUCCCCUGCAUUCGGGAAUUUGACUGAUUUGCAGCGGUUAUAUCUGGAUGGGAAUGAUUUGACGGGUUCAAUACCUGAGAGUUUGACAACUUUGCAUGAACUUGAGGUUGUGGAUGUCUCUCACAACAACCUAACGGGAAAUGUUCCAAAUUUCUCACCUAAGGUCAAGUUUAAUGCUAUGGGCAAUGAUUUUCUUGUGCCUUUUCGGGGAAAUGGAACAGCUCCAUCUCCUUAUUCAACUGGAAUGACAGCUAAAACUUCACCUUCAACUCCGUGGAUUGCAGGCUUAGCAGCAGCCAGUGUUGGAAUUUUUGUAGCAUGUGUUGUGGUUAUUUACAAAAGCAAGAGUUUACGGAAAAUCAUGUUAAAAAAGACAAUGGUUGACCGCAAAGUUGAGGGUUUGAUACAAAGUCAUGGGUUUAUGGUGCAAAAACGAUAUAGUUACUCACAGGUAAAAAAGAUGACCAAUUCGUUUCGUGAGGAACUAGGAAAAGGAGCAUUUGGUGUUGUAUAUAAAGGAAGUUUAAGUAAUGAUCGUCAAGUAGCAGUGAAGAUAUUGAAGGAGUCCAAAAAUAAUGAAAAAGAAUUUAAUGGAGAAGAAUUGAAGGGAGAAGAAUUCAUAAAUGAGGUUGCAAGUAUUAUUGGAACAUCUCAUGUGAAUAUUGUUCCAUUUUUAGGAUUUUGUUACGAGACAAAUAAAAGAGCUUUGAUUUAUGAAUUCAUGCCAAAUGGCUCUUUAGAUAAAUUUAUUAAUGAAGAGGUGUGUAAGUUGGAUGGGAGCAGCCUCUACCAGAUUAUAAUUGGUAUUGCUCGAGGACUUGAAUAUUUACAUUGGGGAUGUAAUACUAAGAUUUUACAUCUUGAUAUUAAACCUCAAAAUAUUCUUUUGGAUGAAGAUUUUGUUCCUAAAAUUGCUGAUUUCGGACUGGCUAAAAUAUGCGCAAAGAAAAAGAGUAUUGUAUGUCUACAAUACGUAGGAGGAACUCCAGGAUAUAUUGCACCAGAAGUUUAUAGUCAAAUACACACGGGAGUUUCUCAAGUUUCUCAUAAAUCUGAUGUGUAUAGUUAUGGAAAGUUGAUUCUUAAAGUAAUGGGAGGAAAAAAGAAUUAUAAUAAUAAAGAUCUACAUACCAGUGAAAUGUAUUUUACAGAUUGGAUUUAUGAAGAACUGGAGCAAGAUAAUCUUUCAACAAGAUGCUUGACAGACAUAGAUGAUGAAAAUGAUUUGACAAAGAAGAUUAUUUUAGUAAGCAUGUGGUGUAUUCAAAAAAAUCCAUCUGACAGACCUUGCAUGAAAAAAGUAAUAGAGAUGUUAGAAGGACCACUUGAUUCUGUCCCAUUUCCUCCAAAGCCAGAAAGUUAAGAUCUUCAGAUAUAGCUUUAUGUAAUUGUUGUGUAACAUAUUUCUCAUGACACCACUCUUGCAUGGUAUCUCUUUUUCUCAAAUGGUGUUGUUUUGUGGAGCUAUAAGAACUUGUUGACGUGAGAAAAGUGAAGCUUUCCAUUUGUAAAAUCUGUGACAAACGGAACUC
This is a messenger RNA of Arachis duranensis, 2197 nucleotides long. Its product is annotated as receptor-like kinase TMK4. The coding region runs from base 43 to 2028 and encodes 661 amino acids. NCBI's taxonomy places the organism in Eukaryota, Viridiplantae, Streptophyta, Magnoliopsida, Fabales, Fabaceae. Gene Ontology annotation, molecular function: ATP binding; protein kinase activity; protein binding. The record is from RefSeq and is a predicted model, not a curated record. The transcript has 2 exons. Gene Ontology annotation, biological process: protein phosphorylation.